AUGGAAAACCUACUAAAAUCUGAACUAAAAACCACCGUUUUGAAGCUCUUGGGUGGCUCAAGAGGAGGUUACAUAUGCCAAGGACAAGGCUACGAGACCGACGGAGGACGAGUGUUUGUUAAAAGCCACAACAAGCCCCAGGCUAGGAUUAUGUUUGAAGGUGAAAUGGCAAGUUUAAGAGAAAUUCAGAAAACUAACACCGUACGGGUUCCUCAGCCAAUUAAAGUGAUGGAUUUUCCUGGAGGUGGAGCCGCAUUUGCUAUGGAGUUCAUAAAAAUGAGAAGCCUCAACAAAUACUCAGCAAAACUUGGAGAACAAAUGGCAGAUCUUCACCUUUACAAUAAAGAAAAUGGAGAAAAGCUAAGGAAAAAAGAACAAACAAUUGGUCCUAUAGCACGUGUGCCUGUUCCUCUUCUGGGUUUCUGGCGCACAUGUAUGCACAACGAUAAGAUGGCAUUUGUGCAUGCAGCAGUGCCAGAAACUGGAAGAGCUAGUCUUCGGUUUCCUGGCUUGAGCAUUUUUAUUUUGCAGGUCAAUGAAUGGCAGAAUGACUGGCCUACUUUUUUUAUUCGACACCGCCUCCAAGCCCAAAUGGAUUUAAUAGAAAGAGAUUAUGGAGACAGAACAGCAAGAGAGUUGUGGGAACAGCUAAAGCCCAAGGUUCCAGAAAUGUUUCAUGAUUUGGAAAUAAUUCCUGCACUUGUUCAUGGUGACCUGUGGUCAGGAAAUGUAGCUGAAGAUGACUAUGGACCAAUUGUCUUUGAUCCAUCUUGUUUCUAUGGCCAUUCAGAAUUUGAACUUGCAAUUUCUAUGAUGUUUGGUGGAUUUAGUAGUUCUUUCUUCUCUGCAUAUCACAGCAAAAUCCCCAAGGCUCCAGGUUUUGAGAAACGUAAUACCCUUUAUAUGUUAUUUAAUUAUAUAAAUCACUGGAACCAUUUUGGUACAGAAUUUCGCAGACCUUCUCUUGCUGUAAUGCAAAGCCUUUUAAAAUAA
Molecule: messenger RNA, 993 nt
Organism: Thamnophis sirtalis
Lineage: Eukaryota; Metazoa; Chordata; Lepidosauria; Squamata; Natricidae
Source: RefSeq, a predicted model, not a curated record